CCUUACGAGACGUUACUCGCAGCAUUACUUCGGCGCAUGCUAUUGGUGAGAAAAACUCGUAUUAAAGUGAAUAAUGAUACAAAGCAUUUGAAUAAAUUAAUUGCUUCUGAACGUGGUGUAUGGCACGCUUUUAGCACUUUGGCAUACGACCAGAAUGAGGCCGCAAAAUAUCUGUCGAUUUGGGGAAAAAGCGAAGAUGUUGACUUAAAUGAUGUGACCGAGAAAUUGGGUUAUUUAAUAACAAAAUUAUCCGAAGCUGAAGGUGUUCUAGCGAAUCAUUAUUCUCAAUAUCGUUCACAUUUAAAAGAAAUUCGUGUUCGAGAAGAUAACAUGAGAGAACAGCGAUCAAGGAAGGAAACUUUAUGGAGUAAAUUAGAAAAGGAGGAACGUAAGUCAAACCCUUCCAAACGUUCUGAAGCCGCUGAAAAGAGAAUUCAAGAUUAUCAAAAUGAGUUGGAUAAGUUAGAUAAGGAUACUCUUGAGGCUGAGACAGCUUUAGCUGACUUUAAACGCAAAGAAUUACAUGAAGCAUUAACGGUCCAAUUCGAUGCAUUUCUUGAGUUUGGUGAAAAAUUAGUUAUUAUAAGUAAAUAUUGCAAAAAAAUAAUUGACCAAAUUCCCCUUACUGAAACACGUCCUGGUGAACCAAGAGAACAAUAUCGAGGAAAGGAAAUUACAUCACAAGCUGUUGCUGACGCAAAGCAAGCACUAGAAAAUUGGGCACUACCACAUGAAAAUACUCCUAAUUAUCUUACAAGACCUCGAACGACAAUUUCCGAUGACUCGACCGAUGAUCCAUUAUCCACACGAAAUACUAGCUUCGUUCUUUCUGCACCCCCGCAAGAUGCUCCAAAUAAUGAAAAUACUGAAUUUUCUUUCAAUUCCUCUGAGCGUAAAUCUUUAACUCCAACAUUUUCGGGUGGAAUUUCUUCAUCUAAUACUAAAUAUUUUGAGGAUCCAAAUGAAGCUGAUCAUAGUGACUUGGAUCAAACUACUGAUGCUGAAGCAGAGAUGUCAAAAGUAAAAGAAAACUUUCCACUAGAGACUACGGCAAAUUCCAUAACGGAUGGCGCUGUAAUAAACUUAAUUCCGAAACCUCCAACGCCACCACCGAAAAAAGAUAUAGAAUCGGAAUUAACUACAGAACAAGUUGCUGAAUUUUCAUGUACACUUGAAGUUGAUAAUGAUUCUCAGCAAAUAGAUACCGAAAAGCUUGUCCCUACUACUUCGACCACACGUCCUCAACGUAAAGAACUAAAGCACGUGCAUUUCAGUGACGUUGAAAGCGAAAUCCCAUAA
Molecule: messenger RNA, 1299 nt
Organism: Dentiscutata heterogama
Lineage: Eukaryota; Fungi; Glomeromycota; Glomeromycetes; Diversisporales; Gigasporaceae
Source: the annotation of a GenBank genome assembly